Molecule: messenger RNA, 138 nt
Organism: Paracoccidioides brasiliensis Pb18
Exons: 2
Coding region: 1-138 (45 amino acids)
Source: RefSeq, a predicted model, not a curated record
AUGAGUGGGCUUGAGGGAGAAGAGAGCACCCGAGCAUUGGCGGAGGCGGAGAACGGGCGGAUUGACGUCGGAGAACAUCACGAUAUUUCCAAAACGUCAUUUCUUGGCACCGGGAGCAUCAGGCUUGGCAUUACUUAG